UGUCUGGCAGGCUGUUGUGUGCAAUACGGUUGAUGCUUGGACUGUGGAUUCUUCAAUGGGGGUCCGAUUUCGUGGAUGAUCUGGAAUACAAUAAUUAAUUUAACGCUGCCACAAACUCAACAAUUCAUUGGAAUAAACUUGGACUAUAGUACAAUCCCCAUAGAAUAAGCCCCCAUUGUGCCACCGCCAGGCCCUGGUGAGCAGCAGCCAUGGUGGAAAACGACGUACAAAUGGAUAUAGAGCCAGACUUGGACGAUGCAGGGGGAGCCAAGCUCUUUGAGCGCUCCCGUAUUAAGGCACUCGCAGAUGAGCGUGAGCUGGUCCAGAAGAAGACCUUCACCAAGUGGGUCAACUCCCAUCUCCAGCGGGUGUCUUGCCGCAUCGUCGACCUGUACACAGACCUGAGGGAUGGCAGGAUGCUCAUCAAGCUCCUGGAGGUCCUUUCAGGAGAGAGACUGCCAAAACCAACAAAAGGCAAGAUGCGAAUCCACUGCCUGGAAAAUGUGGACAAAGCCCUCCAGUUCCUGAAGGAAAAGAGGGUUCACCUGGAGAACAUGGGAUCCCACGACAUCACAGACGGCAACCACCGCCUGACCCUAGGUCUUAUCUGGACCAUCAUUCUCCGCUUCCAGAUCCAAGACAUCAGCUUUGAGGACGAGGACAACCAGGAGACACGCUCGGCCAAGGAUGCCCUGCUACUGUGGUGCCAGAUGAAGACGGCCGGCUAUGCCAAUGUCAACAUUCGCAACUUCACCACCAGCUGGCGGGACGGCCUGGCCUUCAACGCGCUUAUCCACAAGCACCGACCUGACCUGAUCCAGUACGAGAAGCUGACCAAGUCCAACCCCAUCCACAACCUGAACAAUGCCUUCAACGUGGCCGAGCAGAAGCUGGACCUGUCCAAGCUCCUGGACCCAGAAGAUAUCAAUGUUGACCACCCUGACGAGAAGUCUAUCAUCACCUAUGUGGUCACCUACUACCACUGCUUCUCCAAGAUGAAGCAGGAGACGGUGUCCAGCAAGCGAAUCGGCAAGGUCAUUGCCACAGCCAUUGAGAACGACAAGCUGAUCACGGAGUACGACAAGAUCACCUCGGAGCUGCUCCAGUGGAUUGAGCAGACCAUCAUGAUCCUCAACGACCGCACCUUCUCCAACAGCCUACAAGGUCUCCAACAGCAGCUCUUGGCAUUCAGCACAUACCGAACUGUGGAAAAACCUCCCAAGUUUGUUGAGAAAGGCAACUUGGAGGUACUCCUGUUCACCAUCCAGAGUAAGAUGAGGGCCAACAACCAGAGGCCAUUCACCCCAAAAGAAGGCAAAAUGGUCCAUGACAUCAACAAGGCCUGGGAGAGGCUGGAGCGGGCCGAGCACGAGCGGGAGCUGGCCCUGCGGCAGGAGCUGAUCCGCCAGGAGAAGCUGGAGCAGCUGGCCGCCCGCUUCGACCGCAAGGCCGCCAUGCGGGAGACCUGGCUGAGCGAGAACCAGCGGCUGGUGGCCCAGGACAACUUUGGCUACGACCUUCCGGCUGUGGAGGCAGCAGCCAAGAAGCACGAGGCCAUCGAGACGGAUAUCUACGCCUACCAGGAGCGGGUGCUGGCCGUGGUGGCCGUGGCCCAGGAGCUGGAGGAGGAACGCUACCACGACAUUGAGAGGAUCGUAGCGAGGAAAGACAAUGUGCUGAGGUUGUGGGACUACCUAAUUGAGCUGUUGAAGGGUCGCCGGACUCGUCUUGACCUGUCGUUGGAGAUUCAGAGAAUCUUCCAAGAGAUGCUGCUGCUUCUAGAUUCUAUGGAUGAGACAAAGAUCCUCCUGUUGUCAGAAGACCUGGGCAAACAUCUGAUCGGUGUGGAAGACCUGAUCCAGAAGCAUGCCCUCCUGGAAGCUGACGUGGCAGGCUAUGGGGACCGAGUCAGCACCGUCAACCACCAGGCCUCCAAGUUCAUGGACCCCAAGGGGCCCGAUGGAUCUGGCUACCUGCCAGUUGACCCCCAGGUUGUGGCGGACCGCAUGACCCACCUGGAGGAGAGCUACCAGGAGCUGUUGGAGCUAGCCCGGCGCCGCCAGGACAAGCUGGGCGAGUCGCGCGAGCUCUGGCAAUUCUUCUGGGACCUGGCCGACGACGAGAACAUGAUCAAGGAGCAGGCCCAGAUCAUGUCCUCCCAGGACAUUGGGCACGACCUAACAAGUAUCAACCUGCUCAUCAAGAAACACAAGGCUCAAGAGGACGAGCUGGUGGGUCGUCAUGCCCAGCUGAUGGCCAACAUCAAGGUGGGUGAAGACCUGAUUGCCAAGGAGCACUUUGGAGCGCCCCAGAUCCAGUCUCGCAUUGACAAGGUCAAGGACGACUGGUCACGCCUGGAGGAACUCUGCAAACAGCGCAAGGACCGCCUCAAUGAAGCUCAAGACAUGUACCAGUUCUUCGCUGACGCCGACGAUGUUGACACCUGGAUGCUGGAUACACUGCGUCUAGUGUCCAGUGAGGACGUUGGACGCGAUGAGCCCAGUGUGGAGUCUCUCCUUAAGAAGCACAAGGAGAUCACAACAGAACUUCAGAACUACCAAACGGUGAUUGAUGCUCUACAUACACAAGCAGAGCAGCUCGGUGAACAGGACCGGGAUUCUCCCGAGGUCCAGGCCCGCCUGGGCACCAUCAACCGUCGCUACAAGGAGCUCUUGGAGUUGGCCAAGCUUCGUAAGCAGCGCCUGCUGGAUGCCCUGUCCCUCUACAAGCUGUUCAAUGAAGCCGACACCGUGGAGGCCUGGAUUGAUGAAAAGGAGCAAACGCUACAGUCGGUGGUGCCAAUGGAAGACUUGGAGUCCAACGACGUUAUCCUGACCCGCUUUGACCGCUUUGAGAAGGAGAUGGAGAUAAAUGCCCCCAAGGUGGCUGUCGUCAACCAGCUGGCCCGCCAGCUGCUGCUUGUGGAGCACCCCAACUCCCAGGAGAUCACCAGCAAGCAGAACCACCUCAACCAGCGCUGGGCGGCCCUGCGGCGUCUCCUGGAGGAGCGCCGGGACGCCGUUCUCUCGGUCCGCCAGGUUCAGACCUACCACAUUGAGUGCAUUGAGACCACCACCUGGAUCAAGGACAAGGCCCGCCUGAUCGAGGCCACUAAAGACCUGGGCAACGACCUGGCGGGCAUCAUGGCCCUGCAGAGACGCCUCAAGGGCAUGGAGGGUGACCUGGCUGCUAUCGAUGCCAAGCUGGAAUCCUUGGAGAAGGAAUCGGAUAAGCUGGCUGAGGAGCACCCAGAGGAUGCGGAAGAGAUCCGACACCGCUUCCAGCUCAUCAUCGAGAUCUGGAAGGAGCUGAAGGAACUGCUGAAGACACGGGAGGCAGCCCUGAGUGAGGCCGGGGACCUGCAGGAGUUCCUGCGGGACCUGGAUGACUUCCAGACCUGGCUGUCCAAGACCAUGACGGCCGUGGCCUCGGAGGAUAUCCCCGAGAGCCUGAAAGAGGCAGAGAAGCUGCUCAACAAGCACGCCGCCAUCAAGGAUGAGAUUGACAGCUAUGAGGAGAACUACGCCAAGAUGAAGGAGCAGGGCGACCGCAUCACCGAGGGCCAGACCGACACACAGUACAUGUUCCUCAAACAGCGUCUUCAAGCCUUGGAUGAUGGCUGGAUUGAGCUGCACCAGAUGUGGGACAACCGACAGCUACUGCUGUCCCAGGCUCUCAACCACCAGAUGUUCCUGCGCGAUGCCCGGCAGGCCGACCACCUGCUCAACCAGCAAGAGAGCUUCCUGGCCAAGGUGGAGCAGCCCAAUUCCUUGGAGGCAUGCGAUGAUGCCAUCAAGCGCUAUGAGACCUUCCUCACCCAGAUGGACACCAACGACGAGAAGAUCAACAGCGUGCUCAGCUUCGGCCAACGCCUGUGCGACGAGAAUCACUACGCCGCUGACAAGAUCAACAAGAAGGCGGAAAAUAUUGAUGAGAGGCGCAAGGCCAACCGCGAGGCCGCAGAGGCCACCCUGAACCGCCUCAAGGACAACCGGCUGCUGCAGUCCUUCCUGCAGGAGGCGGACGAGCUGGGCAUCUUUCUGGUGGAGAAGACGGUGGUGGCCCAGGAGGAGACCUACGACGAGGCCCGCAGCCUGCACGGCAAGUGGCAGAAGCACCAGGCCUUUGAGGCGGAGCUGUCUGCCAACAAGGACCGGCUGGAGAAACUCAAGGAGCAUGGAGACCGGUUAGUCAAGGAGAAGCCCGAGGUGGAGGAGGUGGUGACCAAGCGUCUGGCCGACCUAGACCACUCCUGGAAGGACCUGGAUGAGAUGACAGACGUCAAAGGCAAGAAGCUUUUCCAGGCCAACAGCCAGCACCUCUUCAACGAGAGCUGUAACGACUUUGACAACUGGUUGACUGACCUGGAGACGCAGCUGACCCAUGAGGAGCCCACGCAGGACCUGAAGUCGGUCAUGAUGGCCAUCAAGCAACAGCAGAUGGUUGAGAACCUGGUGACAGCCAAGAAAGCAGAGGUCAACCAGCUGCAGGCCCAGGUCUGCACGGAUGACGUGCUGGAGAUGGAGAAGAUCACCGUCAAGAAGGUGCAGGUAGAGGAGCGCUUUAAUUCCAUGAGCGAGCCCCUGACACAACGAAGCAACGUUCUGCAUGCCCAGCGCAGAGGGCUGGAGCUCCUCAGGGACAUCGAUGAAGAAAAGAUGUGGAUCCAGCUGAAGAUGCCCCAGGCCACCUCCAACGACAUCGGCAACAGCCUGCAGGCCGUCCAGACCCUGCAGAAGAAGAACAACUCCCUCAAGACGGAGAUCGACGGCCACGAGUUGCGCAUCACAGAGCUGUGCACCCGGGCCAACACCAUGGUGGAGGAGGGCCACCCGCAGAGUGAGAAGAUCCAGACGGGCAUCCAGGAGCUGCAGGACAUGUGGCAGCAGCUGCUGGAUGCCAUGAAGGACCGCAAGGCCAAGCUGAUCGACUCGGAGAAAGCUCAAGAGUACUACUUCAACGCAGCUGAGGCAGAAGCCUGGAUGAGUGAGCAGGAGCUGUACAUGAUGGCAGAGGAGCGGGCCAAAGAUGACGCCAAAGCCCACAGCAUGCUCAAGAAGCACCAGAUCCUGGAGUCGGCUGUGGAGGACUACGCAGAGACUAUCAACGAGCUGUCGCACGAGGCCAAGCAGCUGGUGGAUGAGAACCACCCACAGAGUGACCAGAUAGCCAUCCGUCAGUCCCAGAUUGACAAGCUGUACGCCGGCCUGAAGGACCUGGCCGAGGAGAGACGAGGCCGCCUGGACGAGACCACCAAGCUCUUCCAGCUAAACCGAGAGGUGGACGACCUGGAGCAGUGGAUCGCGGAGAGAGAAGUGGUGGCCGGCUCACACGAGCUCGGACAGGACUUCGAGCACGUCACGGUGAGCACAUGGUUUGGGAACUUCUGCUUUUGGGCCUGUCUGGCAUGUGCCUGUCACUACAUUUCUCUUCAACUGCAGUUCACUAGGAUGCGUGAACAAUUUAGAUUGAAUCACAGGGCUUAAGAACUUGUCAGGUUA
This is a messenger RNA of Acanthaster planci (crown-of-thorns starfish), 5501 nucleotides long. RefSeq names its product spectrin beta chain, non-erythrocytic 1-like. Gene Ontology annotation, molecular function: actin binding; phospholipid binding; structural constituent of cytoskeleton. The record is from RefSeq and is a predicted model, not a curated record. NCBI's taxonomy places the organism in Eukaryota, Metazoa, Echinodermata, Asteroidea, Valvatida, Acanthasteridae. Gene Ontology annotation, cellular component: spectrin.